Patiria miniata (bat star) is the source of this 3309-nucleotide messenger RNA. Its product is annotated as BTB/POZ domain-containing protein KCTD4-like. The record is from RefSeq and is a predicted model, not a curated record. The coding region runs from base 253 to 1152 and encodes 299 amino acids. Gene Ontology annotation, molecular function: protein binding. Lineage: Eukaryota; Metazoa; Echinodermata; Asteroidea; Valvatida; Asterinidae. Gene Ontology annotation, biological process: protein homooligomerization. The transcript has a single exon.
UGUCGGCAUCAUUUUCUGUAGUUCCCCAGAUGAAAUAACUAAUAUAAUAGGCCUACGCAAAGUUGUACAUGAAUACCAUGACGACGGGCAGACAUAAUUUCAAAACAGAACUGCUUCAGUGUAGUGUGAGGACCACUCGACGUGGAAGCUAUCAUAGGAUCCCAAGUAGUUAAAGUUUCUUUGUUCAGCAAAUCGUGUUGGAGCCCUAAAAAUAUUGAACUCUCUGCAGUUAAGGGAUUCGUAAAGGGAGAAAUGGAUAACGUUUUCAAUCUGAAUGUUGCUGGCGGCUGCGAGUACACCACGACGCGACGUGUUCGAGCCCUAAAGAUACUUGAACUCUCUGCAGCUAAGGGAUUCGUAAAGGGGGAAAUGGAUAACGUUUUCAAUCUGAAUGUUGGCGGCUGCGUGUACACCACGACGCGGUCGACUAUGACUCGCUACCCGGACUCCAUGCUGGCUGCCAUGUUCAGCAGUGAACUCGAACCGUCUGUUCGUGACGCCAACGGGGCCUAUGUCAUGGACAGGGACGGGCCCAUAUUCCGUCACGUACUGAAUUUCCUCAGACAGGGCAAGCUGAUUCUUCCAGAGGACUUCAAGGAGUGGGAGCUGCUGGCUUCAGAGGCCGAUUACUAUCAAAUGGAAGCUUUGGUAGAGGCGGUGAAGGAGGAAAAAAGUCGGAGGGACGCACCAGAAGACGGCAAGGAGAAUUUGGAAUUCAUAGACAUCCAUGCCAGUUUGGGCGUGAGAUACUCGUAUACUGGAAGCAGGAAUACCCUAUUGAGUAUUAGGCCGCUCAUAGAGUUUUUCCGUGCUUACAAUUACACAACAAAUUUUACAAAAGUUGAGCCUGACGUAAAAAUGACCUGCACACUUGCUCCGCCACCAGCUAUUCAAAAUAUCACGACGACAAAUGAUCUAGGAGAUGCCUCUCAUGUGCGGAUCGAUGUACACGUACCUGGUACUGCCAGCGUGACUGAUUUACACGAGGGAUUUAGUAAUCGAAAGCCGGCAAUUUUGCAUUCUUUAAAGAUUCUGGGAUUUCAAAUGAAAACAGAGUUAUACACUUUUUUUCCAGACAACUCAGAUUUUAAGGAACUAAGAUGGACUUUUUCCCGGCGAGUUGAGCCCGGACCUAAGGCCAACAUCCGUUGAAAACAAAGGAAUCGUGGAUUAAUGUACUUCUGUGUUGGUAAGCAGAAUGACACACUGAGAAAGUGAAACCCUUCUUUUUCCUAAGUUUUUUUUUCUACUUUAUCCUGAGAUUAAAAGAAAUGUGACUUGGGUGACACCAUAUAGGCAAAAUUCGUGAUGCGACUUUGAUGUGGGUUUUCUUAAUUUGUCGUUCAUGUUAGACCUCUCUUUACCAUUUAUGGAAAUAGUUACUACAAACAACAAUUAUUAGUCUGCCCAGAGACAUUUGCUGGAUUUCAGUUUUCAGGGGGAUGUUGAGUUAAAUUUGGAUUUGGAUUCGACUCAGCUUUAAAUGGCAUCCACUGCGUUUCAUCUAGAUGGGAAUGACCUGCGGGCAGAUGCCUACACUGCAAAAACUGCAGUGCUAAAUUAACACCAUUGGUAUCUAUAUAGGACCAUCUGGUGUUAAAUUUUACUGGUGUUGUCCUAUAUAGAUACCGAAUUGUGUUAAAUUAACACCACAGUUUUUGCUGUGUAAAAGAUCCCUACAGCCCGUCAAGACCAAACAUGGACUUGUCACGAAAACACUCCCUUUGUGAACUCUUGUUUACUGAAACAGAUGGACUAUCUAAUGACAGAAUAACAAUUCAUCGAAUUAAAGAGAAUAGCCUUUACACCAUAAUCACAUAAAGGAGUACAUCAUAAUGUUAAAAUUACUUUUUUAAAGUCCAAUUUGAUUAUUUGGGCAACAGGUGCAGUGUUAAAAGAUUGGAGCUUGUUAUUUUGUCGCACUAAAAUGUAAAGAAUUACAGCAAUUAACAUUUGGCUUGAGACGCUUAUGAACAAUGUAUAUACUGCACAACAGUAAGCAUUUGGUAGAUUCGUCACAACGCAACCAUUGUUCUGUACUUUUUAUAACGGCUUUUAGUUUUGAGAGGUUUUUCUUUUAAUGAGACAUUUUAAUACUGUUUAAUGAUUCAUUGUGUGGCCAGUAGUAAGCAACGACACUUAGUUUUAGCACCGCGCCAUGUUUUUAUGUCGUCUCGGUGUCGGUAACAAGCGUAGCAAAAGUUGUGAAAGAAAUUGUUUUAGGUUUUAAGAGCCUGUCCCGUAACGAAUAUAGCAAAUCACAAUUAAAUAAGUUUUUUUUUUAACUAUAUGAUAUAACUAUCGUUGUUUAGUACCAAUUCUGUGUUUGUGUACUUUUAUUAUACAUGUACUUUCAUUAGCUACAAUUGUAUGGCGUAAUUUUCAAUUUUCGUAUGACCUUCACUAUAUUUUUAAUUUCAAUAUCAGAUGUGGUCUUAAAGACGUUUAUUCAUGAUGUAUUUCUAUUACUAAAAAUCCACGCUUACCAGUUGUAUUUGAUAUCCUUUCAAGUUAUAUUACUUGAGAAAAGUCGAGAUGCGAAUGGCAGAUCUCAGCCGCUUUUCUAUGAUAACUCAGAAAAUUCCAUUUCCAAAAAACGAUCAGUAAUUUGUUUUGACAAUUUCAUGUUACUUUCAGUUAAAAAUUUUCAGUAAAAGAUCAAAUGUUUUUGCAAAGUUCAAAUUACGGUAUGCCCAUUUUGAAGCUUAUGUGAUUUUAAACGUAUUGAAUUUUUUUAAAAUUCUCAUUUGCAUCUGGACUCUGGGGUAAAGAGGUUUUCUUUAAGGACUAUGUGUUACAUGUUAUUAAAGAAUUAUUUUAAAGUCAGCUUUAAUAGUUCGGGCAGGGCUUCACUAUUUUCAUCUUAAGCAGCCAAAAGAAUGCACAUAGUCCCUAAGUCGUAUCCUACAAAAUAAUGCUUGAGCAUCUGAACGACACUAUUUAUAUUUAAUAAGUUGACGAUUGUAGUUUUAUCGCUGGUAGAUUUUGUUAGCUUGAGGCUUCAGAAUUUCAUAGCAACAAUGCAUAAACCAAACAUUUCUAACUAGCCUAAAAUAGGAUUUGUAUGUUAUCGUGGUGUUGCGUGCUUGCUGAUUGCAAGGACUAGGGAUUUUUUUCCCCAAUGACGUCAAGGAGUCAAGCUGGACAAGCCCGCCCACUAUUAUUGCUUUGUGUACAUUUUGAUGUGGCGUACGUGACAUCUGAUAGCAAUGAUCGGGGUUUUCCCCUUGACGUCCAUUGAGCCAAGCUCGGUGAUGCCAAGAAUAUUGCUCGUUACAAAGAUGGAACCAAUCGUAGUGUCCUCUUUUC